Messenger RNA from Electrophorus electricus (electric eel), 3955 nucleotides. It is a transcript of the gene ripk4, whose product is annotated as receptor-interacting serine-threonine kinase 4. Lineage: Eukaryota; Metazoa; Chordata; Actinopteri; Gymnotiformes; Gymnotidae. Gene Ontology annotation, molecular function: protein kinase activity; ATP binding; protein binding. Gene Ontology annotation, biological process: protein phosphorylation. The record is from RefSeq and is a predicted model, not a curated record.
CAGAAGCCGUCCGCACAGAAAGGAAAAAACAAGGAAGGACUCAGGUGUGUAACUUUUUUGUUUUUAUGUGAAUCAGAAAGGAGCAAAAAGGAAGGUGAACAGAAGACAGUUUUACUGGACAGUUUUAAAGAUGGAUGUUCAAGAGAACUCCCCAGGAGUUAUGGGGUUGCUAAAAACAUUUGACUCGUCAGAGUUUGGGAGUUGGGAAAAGAUAGGCUCCGGCGGAUUUGGGCAAGUGUACAAAGUACGGCAUGUACAGUGGAAAACAUGGUUGGCUAUUAAGUGCCCUCCCAGCCUUCAUGUGGAUGACAAGGAGCGCAGCGAGCUCCUUGAGGAGGCCAAUAAGAUGGAGGCGGCAAAGUUCCGGUACAUCCUCCCUGUGUAUGGGAUUUGCAGUGACCCACUGGGGCUGGUGAUGGAGUACAUGGAGACAGGUUCCCUAGAGAUGCUCCUGGCCUCUGAGCCGUUGCCAUGGGAACUGCGCUUCCGCAUCAUCCACGAGACGGCAGUUGGCAUGAACUUCCUGCACUGCAUGAACCCACCUCUGCUCCACCUGGACCUGAAACCAGCCAACAUACUGCUGGACGCCCACUACCAUGUCAAAAUCUCAGACUUUGGCCUGGCCAGGUGGAACGGCUUUGCCAGGAACGAUGACAUGAGCCGCGAUGGCUUCUGUGGCACCAUUGCCUACCUCCCUCCCGAGAGGAUCAUAGAGAAGGACAGGGUCUCUGACACCAAGCACGAUGUAUACAGCUUUUCGAUCGUUAUCUGGGGGAUUCUCACACAAAAGAAACCAUAUCAAGGGGAGAACAACAUUCUGCACAUCAUGGUGAAAGUGGUGAAGGGGGUGCGCCCGGAGCUGAGCGCCGUGCCCCGCAGUCGACCCCAGGCGUGCUCAGGCUUCCUUGGCCUGAUGCAGAAAUGCUGGAGCCCCUCUCCAGAGGCCAGGCCCAGCUUCCAGGAGAUUACAUCCGAGGCUGAGGAACUGUGUUCCAAACCCCACGAUGAGUCCAGAGUGUCAGUGUCUGACUCAGACUGCUCCCCCUGCCUGGCUCCACUGCGUUCCGAACAGACCAAGGAGCAAAAGGCGGUGCGGCCGAAGUCGGCCCUGCUGCCGGAGAAGGACUACACGCUUUCGGAGCUGCUGAGUCAGAUAGACUCGGGGCUCUCUCGCAGCUUUGACCACAUCAAAGAGGGCAGCCUGGAGAGCAAGGACAAUAACACCAAGAGGCUGUCGGGCAUCUCCUCAGUGGACUCGGCCUUCUCCUCCCAAGGCUCCAUCACCCUCUCGUUUGAAAAAGAGAACUCCACUAAUGAGUCAAGUGAACUGCAGAAGAAAAAACUGUGUGAAGCCAUCCGCACAGAGGACAUCGCUAAACUAAUGAAGAUACUUCAGCCACAGGACGUUGACCUGCUUCUGGAUGGGGGCAGUAGCCUGCUUCACUAUGCAGUAGGGCUGGCUAAUGAGGAAGCAGUCAAGUUCCUUCUGCUCAAUAACUGUAGCCCCAACCUGCCUGACUCACGUGGGACCACGCCCCUCCACCUGGCCACGGAGAAGCGCAUGAAGGGCGUGGUUGAGAUCCUGCUGAGCCGCAAGAUCACCAAUGUGAACGCGAAGGAUGAGGACCAGUACACGCCGCUCCACUUUGCCGCUCAGAAGGGUGACGAGGCGCUGACCCGCCUGCUCCUAGAUCGUUCCGCUUCCAUAAAUGAGGUGGACGCACAGGGGCGCACGCCCACACACGUGGCAUGCCAACACGGCCAGGAGAACGUGGUGCGCGUGCUUCUGAGCCGCGGCGCCGACGUGCACGUGCGUGGAAAGGACGACUGGACGGCGCUGCACCUGGCUGCUUGGAGCGGGCACCUGGGCAUCGUGAAGCUGCUGGUGAAACAGGCAGGCGCCGACGUGGACGGGCAAACGGCAGACGGACGCACGCCGCUGCACCUGGCUUCGCAGCGUGGGCAGUACCGAGUGGCUCGGAUCCUGGUGGAGCUGGGCGCCAACGUGAACCUGACGUCAGCUGGCCUGCACACGCCACUGCACGCCGCCGCUGACACAGGCCACACCAGCACAUCACGGCUGCUGCUCAAGCACGGCGCUGAUGCCGAGAGCCGCACAGCGCAGGGCUGCACACCGCUGCACCUGGCCGCCCGCCGUGGCCAUCUGGCCACCAUCAGGAUGCUCCUGGAGGAGGGUGCCGACCAGCGUAGCGCCGACUGUGCCCUGCGCACACCCUGCCACCUGGCAGCUGAGGGUGGCCACUGCGACGUCCUGAAGGAGUUCCUGCGGAGGUGGCCAGAGGUGGCUGGUGCACAGGAUGAGGGCGGCCUCACGCCGCUCCACCUGGCUGUACGUGGCGGAUACACGGAUGCCAUCUGCCUGCUGCUGAGCCGCAGCACCGACGGCCUGCCCCCCUCGCCAAUGAGCCCUGCCCCAGAGAUUCCAAGCCCCUCCUCUAUGCCCAUGAACCCCGCCCCAGAGCAUCCCAGACCCUCCCCGGUGCCCAUGAGCCCUGCACCUGGGGGGCCCCACAGGAAAGUGGUCAUACUGAAACUGACCGAGCAGGAGGGCAUCGAGCCAACGCAGGACACCACAAACUCGUUGUGCACGUCAUCUCCCUGCUGAGAAAAGUGACCUAGACUGCACUGUGAGUCUCUCAGUCCUGACAAUCUAUUUUCCCAAAAAUAUGCUGAAUUAUGGACUAUUACACACAUGGGCAAAAGAGGGAUUUGAUGGCCCAGCUCUGCUUUAUGUAUAUAUUGUAAUUAUUUGGUUGUGGCCAUAAGAAUAUAGUUACCUCUCAGAUGUUAUUACUUCUCUGGACUUUUCUCUGGGCUCUUAAAGACUUCUCCAGCAGUAAAAAUAUUUCUGAUUGGGAAAAGGAUAUUGUAAAUACUCAUAUUGUAUAUAGAAAUAGUAGAACAUUCAGUGAUUAUUGCUGUGCCCAUGUCAACAAGGACUCCCUAUUCAUUCUUUUGCUGAAUUUUAACCUUUUAUAUGUUUGUCAUUUUUAACAUUGUUACCUUUCUGCCAAGUCUUGUAUUGUUUAAUUGUCCACUAUUCCUGUGUUACUAAAUCAGACAUCCAAUUCAUGUAGCCUCCAGGCAAGCUUCCUUCAUUCUAAAGAAAAUAAUUUUCAAAGAUUUAAAAACAGAAGAAUGCCUGACAUAUGAAAAGACUUUUUUUUACUCAGUUAAGUUUAUCAGCGCCCGUAAGAUAUCACCUGAUAGCUGCUGACUUGGCCAUAAUGUACAUUACUCCAGAAACCAUGAGGUUAAUUAUACCGUUAGAAUAGCUUUGGUCCAUCAUGACAGACGGGAGCAUGUCUAGAGCUACUUGGCUCACGCUAUGGGAACCGAGCCUGAGGGAGCUCGCAGGUGGUGUGUGGUGGGGAGUACUGGGGGCUGCUCCACCCCCUGCUGAUACCCUCAUUUGGAGCCCGUUGGCCAAUUCCUCAGACCACCUUAUCUUUUCAUCAGUGUAAAACCACAGUGCCAUGUCUUGCUGACGCCACGGGAACUUGAGCUUUCGCAAUCUCCAAUUUGAGACGCUCAGAGUGGAACAUCCACCCUGCUAAUUGCUAGGUUUUUUACGUCUCCUGUUUGCAGAGAGCUACCAAAUAGACUGGCUAAUGCUGUGUGUGUGUGUGUGUGUGUGUGUGUGUGUGUGUGUGUGUGUGUGUGUGUGUGUGUGUGUGUGUGUGUGUGUGUGUGUUUAGUAAAAAUCUUAUGUGAGAGCAUAUAUUUUUGCUGCCACAUGUUCUGUCAUCAGUAGCCUUAUGUAGACAAUAGUCCUUUGCUAGCCAGCAGUCCUUACAUUGACAUUAAUUUGUAUUUAGGUCAUAAACAGAUUUUUUCAUCUUAUAUUUUUGUACACAUUUUCCCCAAUGUACCUAUAUUGUUUGCACAGUUUCACUUUUGUAUUUGAUGGAAAAUUAAAGUACAUCAUGUGUAA